GCGCCUGGGCCGGGCUACAAGGCCCAGUUCGGAGCGGCGGGCCUGGGGCCGGCGGCUUCUCCCUGGCCCUACCAGCGCUGGGCCCCGGGCUCCGGUUCCUACUCAGGUGUCUACCCCCGGCGCUUAACCUUCUUCCUAAAUUAAGUGAGGCCAAUCUCCGAUCUCCAGCUUCAGGGGUGCGGCAAGCAGCCCCUAACGGGAUACUCAAGGCCCUGGAUAUUGUGCCCUUCAGCGAAUGUAAGGCGCUGGAGCUGCGGUGUUGUGCUUUGGAGGUGAUCCCCCUGCUGCUAGGGUGAUAUCCUAGGAACAGAAGAUGCUGUUGUGGAAGCGACAUCCAACGAUGCCGUGAGGUUUUACCCCUGGACCAUCGAUAACAAGUACUAUUCAGCAGAGGUCAAUCUGUGCGUGGUGCCAAGCAAGUUCCUAGUCACUGCUGAGAUCGCGGAGUCUGUCCAGGCAUUUGUGGUUUACUUUGACAGCACACAGAAAUCGGGUCUUGAUAGUGUCUCCUCAUGGCUUCCCCUGGCAGAAGCAUGGUUACCUGAGGUGAUGAUCCUGGUCUGUGAUAGAGUGUGUGAAGAUGGAAUAAACCGACAAAAGGCUCAAGAAUGGUGCAUCAAACAUGGCUUUGAACUGGUAGAGCUCAACCCAGAGGAGCUACCUGAGGAAGAUGAUGAUUUCCCUGAAUCUACAGGCGUAAAGCGGAUUGUACAAGCAUUGAAUGCCAAUGUCUGGUCCAAUGUUGUGAUGAAGAAUGACAGGAGCCAGGGCUUCAGCCUUCUCAACUCACUGGCUGGAACAAACCACAGCGUUGGAUCAGCAGAGAGCUGUCACUCAGAGGAGCAGGCCCCAUUGCCAGCAGCUGAGAGGAAAGAGUCCCUUCCCGGCCAUCAUGGUGGUGCGUGUGGCUCAGCAGGUGCACAGGUUGACAACAUUGUAGAUCCCAUGUUAGACCUGGAUAUUCAAGAAUUAGCGAGUCUUACCACUGGAGGAGGAGAUCUGGAGAACUUCGAGAGGCUCUUUUCAAAAUUAAAGGAAAUGAAAGACAAGGCUGCGACGCUUCCUCAUGAGCAAAGAAAGUUGCAUGCAGAAAAGGUAGCCAAAGCCUUCUGGAUGGCAAUAGGAGGAGACCGAGAUGAGAUCGAAGGCCUGUCUUCAGAUGAAGAGCACUAAAUUCUUCCUGCUAGGUUUGACUGAUUGAUGCCAGCACUGUGCACUCAAAAGUGCUUCCCAUGUCAACCAGGUUCUGUUCUGCCAAGAUUGCCAUUAUCAUGCUGGCCACCUGACUGGUUUGGGGGGUUCCCUUAACUGGACUUUUAGAAAAGAACUAGGAAAAAAAUCUUUGUUCCUGGGACGUAAGUGAAUGAGGGGUGAAAUGACAGUAUUGAGACAUCUUUGGGUCUAUAUUCUUCGUGCCAGGGUAGAAUGAGUCUUAGAGGUCUGUAGUACAGGAGAGCCAGGUGUCAACGAGCACACUGUGGUCCCAGCACGGGUGGAGUGGGAAGGUGGGGACUCUGAAGCCAACAUGGGCUCCAUAGGAGGCCUGCUUCUGUGCUUGAUCUCCUGCAUCCCCACUGAAGGUCUGAAGGCCAGGAGCUUGUGCGGUUCCCUGUGUGCUUCCUCUAGUCCCCACAAAGAGCAAGGCUCUGAGCUAAGAUGGAUGUUGUUGAGAAAAAAAGGAGGCAUCUGUAGAUCUAGUGUGUGCCUAGGGAGUCCUGGGGACAGGUGACUUAUGGGUUUGUCUCCAAGCAAGUCCUUAUGGACAUUGUAAGUUCAGUGUCUUCUGCCACAAAGCAGUAAAGUCAGGUGUAUAUCUAAAAGAAACAGAGGCAAAGGUUUCAUCCUCUGGGGAGGGUAAACCACCCUUUUCCCUUCUGCAGGACAAGGGCCCUUAGUGCAGCCCUGUGCAGGCCAAAGGAGCAGCGGAAGUUGGUUCUGAGCAUGCUGUGCUAACAUGCUGGUGACAGUACUUUUCUAACCAAGCAUUUUCCCCAGCCAUUUGAGAUUUCAGAGCUGCUUGGAAGCCAGAGAUCACUGUCAGAGCACUAACUCCAAGUAGGGGAAGGUGAGCCCUCAAACAGCCAGGUCCUGAGCCAUGGCUUACUCUCAGGGCGAUUGGCUCCUCUGCACCCCUCCAGGGCCCAGCCCCAUGGAAACCCCUUUGUCCUUUCUCCUGUGUUGUGUAUGAGUGCAUCAGCCCCAGGAGAGCACAAAGCAGAGUUUUAAAGAAAGAGAGGAAAGUACAAGAUAAAGGCCCUUAUUCUGUCUUCAUAGACACUUCCAUGAGGCAGUUUCUGAACAGGUGCAGCCCAUGGGCUGAGAGCUGGCCCUGAUUUAGUGUGAGGAAACAUGGAUUAGAUCACAAACAGAAGCAAGACUCACCUGCCCUGGGUUCCACUGAUGGGACCUGAAACAGAUGCUUGGCCAAGCCAGAACCACCACAGGGCAGAGAUAUCAUCUUAGUGAUGGUAGUAGCAUUCAAGCAAACAGUGGGUGAUGGUUUGCUAUGAGUCCUGGUGUCAUCAUAUCCUCCCCCCUCCCGCCCCCAUUGAUCUUGGAAUCUUUGAACUUGGGUUUACCCGUUCAGUAGGGCUGAUACUUUGAAGUAAGUGCAUUAGCCAUUGGUUAAGAAAGAAAAUUAGGGAAGUUGGCUCUGAGUUGCCAGGAAGGCAGAACAUGUUUUUCUUAAAACAUGAUUAAGAAAAAAUAAACUAGAAAAGUUUAUUUGUAUUUGAUUUUGCUAACUAAACAAAGCCAGGUAAUUAAAAGAUGAUUUAUUUAUAAAA
Mesocricetus auratus (golden hamster) is the source of this 2786-nucleotide messenger RNA. It is a transcript of the gene Aagab, whose product is annotated as alpha and gamma adaptin binding protein. NCBI's taxonomy places the organism in Eukaryota, Metazoa, Chordata, Mammalia, Rodentia, Cricetidae. The record is from RefSeq and is a predicted model, not a curated record. The transcript is spliced from 10 exons. The coding region runs from base 550 to 1173 and encodes 207 amino acids.